This is a messenger RNA of Strongylocentrotus purpuratus (purple sea urchin), 6963 nucleotides long. Its product is annotated as TGF-beta-activated kinase 1 and MAP3K7-binding protein 2. Lineage: Eukaryota; Metazoa; Echinodermata; Echinoidea; Camarodonta; Strongylocentrotidae. The record is from RefSeq and is a predicted model, not a curated record. The coding region runs from base 280 to 1920 and encodes 546 amino acids. The transcript is spliced from 7 exons.
UAGUCAUGCGUGAAUUCUAUAUGGCAUAUUGCAGCCACACAACGUAGAAAUCAACUUACUGCUGUUAGUACUCCAUAUAUUCGUACUACGGUAGCACGUCUUAUUCAAUAUUCUAGUGCUUGCACAUAUUUACGUGUUUAUAUGGUCGAUCGUACCGUCGAGACUCGAUCGAGCCAGAGACAGACGAGUAGAAUUAUGGGAUUAACUUCUAAAGAUUAUUGAAAUAUCCAAAAGAAUGGCUCUAUCGCACCGUAAAGGAGUCAGAACCUUUCUACGAUUAUGGCUCUGGUAGAGGAAGAUGUUCGACAACGAUUACGACAACGCUUCUCACAUCUACCUGAACCAGUCUUUGAUGAAUGCCUUAGAACUAAUCCUACCAACCUAAACCUGUGCAUCACACAGCUAAAAGAGAGAAGUCAGGCCCAGGAAAGAAGGGAUCCCAUGUGUGCUGUGUCAGCCGGAAUGGAUCCGGCGCAACAACACACACCACAACCACCAACACAGCACCUUCAGCACCACCAACAACCCCAGCAACAACGCAUACAACAGCAGGGACCAGAAGGCUCACAGGACGGCCGAUUGAACAGUGACGGCUGGUUUGAGCUAACGUGGCCUCCAAAGAUGAACGCGGGAGGGGAUAAAGUUGACCCGCAACCCAGUAGGACACCGGAGGCAAAUGAGCCGACGGGUGGCUGGCAGGGGUACAGAGAUUUAUGUAGUUUCAGCGGCAGACCGCCUCUUCAGGUCUCUAAAAUAUCUGUCAAUUUACAGGACUCUGGACAGAGAGCCAAAAGCCCCGGCCUGGUCCAACCUAUUAGAACACCUUCGCCUUCGCCUAGUAGAACUUAUGAUGCGGGGAAUGGCAGUAGAACGCCAGGUACCCCAGACAGCAUCGGACUCGAAUCGAGUAUAACCUUGCCUGGUAUAUCACCACCACUUAGAGACAGAACUCCAUCACCGUUUACCAACCCGUUCUUCCCCCCUAUUGACCAUAAUGCUUUACGUGCCUCGCUACAAUCUAAUGGACGAUCAUCGCCUGGCGUUGCGUAUCAAUACCCGAGAAGUGCCUCGCCUAGGCCGCACGCACCCCCCAAUCAGAACACCAGUACUUCGCCUUUACACUACAACUCACCGGUGGCGCCGAUGCCGAUCGUGGGGCAACCCAACGUGGUGUCGUCGCACCCUGUUGCCCCGCACCAGCGUAACACCCCAGAGCCGCGGCAGGAUGUGAGAAGGAAAAUAUCCCAACCUGAGGUAAACUCACCCCACCCUGAAAGCGCUGGUGGUGGGGUUAGUGGGGUUGGGUUGUAUGGUGGAGCUGCAAGGCAGGUGUCCAAUGCCCAAGCACCCGCACAGUCCUAUCCUACCUCCACCCAGAGACCACCAGUCCAAGGGCCAGAGAGCGCGGAGUACAGAAAGAGAAUGGGCAGUCAAGAAGAGCUGAGAUAUAAUCAAGCUUUGAUCAUGCACCAGAAUGCGAGGAAAGAGAGGCUGAGAAAGGACCUUACCGAGGAACAGGUCAAGCUUGAGCGAAUGAGGGGCGAGAUCAGAAGUAUGGAGCAUGACCUCAACACCAAAAGAUCCCACCGAUCACCCUUCCCAUCGAACGAGCAACUGAGUAAGACGAGGGAGGAGAAGAGACAGCUACAAAUAGAUAUUGAGUGCAUGAACAAAGAGAUUGAUACCUUCAAAAAGCAAGGAUUCACCAACCCCCAUGGCCAGGAGUAUUUCUAUGCUAAUAUUGAUCAAGGCCCUACCGGUCCUAUACCUCCUGGCCCACCAGUAGCCCCAGAUCCCAUCAUGCCUCCUGUCAUAGACCCAGAUGAGGGUCAGCAGUGGGCGUGUACGCACUGUACCUUCCUCAAUCAUCCCUUCUUAGACAAGUGUGAGUGUUGUGAAAUGCCUCGGGACAGUGCCUGAUCAAGGACCAUACACCAAAGACAACAGAUUAAGAAAGAUCCGUACAGUCUCGUGGCUGGCCGAUCAAAAGCACUUUCGGAAAUGAAUCGUGAAAUAGUGGUCUUGGCAGCAGAAACCGAGACCAAGAUUGCUAGAAGGAUUGUGCGACUGUGGUAUUGCAUGAGCGUGUAUAAUGCAAAGUCUUAGCUUCAUGACAGUGCUGACGUGGUGAUGAUCAAAAGCACUUUCAGAAAUGAAUCGUGAAAUAAUGGUCUGGGAAGUCGAAACCGAGACCGAGAUUGAGACUGAUUUAGCGAGUAGGGAAACCUGCUUAUAUACCGCAAGCUGCUAGAAGGAUUGUGCAACUGUGGUAUUGCAUGAGCUUGUAUAAUGCAAAGUCUUAGCUUCAUGACAGUGCUGGCGUGGUGAUGAUCGUAGGCUCCUCGUGUACAAGGAGUCGUUUAAGAGUUCAUAGGACAACGUUAGAAUGUCACCCAUUGUCGUUGAAUCGAUAAGGAUAUCAUUGAUGGUGGUUGAGUUAGCUGCUGAAGAAGUACUACUUGAAUGCUGCUGCUUCUCUCAAAUUUGUCAGUUAUGGAAUCACCAAUGCGCUCAAAAGGCUGUUAAUGAUGUCCUCACUGAUUUCAACUUUAGACCCAGGAAAAUAUCAUUUGAAGCUGCAGGCGAUACUGAUGGCAAAACGGAAAUCCUCUCGGAAGUUAUGAUCCUGCAAGAUGCAAGAUUAUUGAUCAGUUGAGAAAUUACAAUGGUUGAUAUUGGCUCUUGAAACGAUUGAAUUUGAUGACUGUGAGUAAAGUGAGUAAAGGCAUUUUGAAAUGCUGGCAGUUGUUUGAAUUCAUAGCAAGUUUUAUGAAACGGCCCUAUAGUUCAAGCUAUACACCCCUGAACUUCCAUAUCACCAUGAAGGAUGUCUUCAAAGGACACCGCUGAACAACAAGAACUAUGGUACCCUAAAACUUCAGGGAUAACUUUGUCAAAUUGGCUAUAAGUCCGAUCACCCCCCCUUGUCUUCAGCCAACGGUAUACAACUCAAGUUACAGCUUAUAACAUCUUAAAGUUUCUGAAACCACUGAUGGAAUUAUUUUCCUUGAAACUGAUAUUUUUUCCUUUAUGUUGUUCAAAAACAGCUCCUCUGUUUUGAAGAGGGUUUCUUUUUGUAAAAUAAUUUUGCAUGGCAUGGUUUUAAGUGAUGAUACUGCAACAAAACCUCAUGUGUCUGGUUUAUUUUUCUACCCAGCGGUGCUCACAAAAUGAGAUUUAUAUGAGAUAUAUCAAGCAUUAAGAGAAUCUGGGCAAUUCUUGUGUCAUAAGAGAUAGCAGAAACAUACAAUUUGUAAAGACAUCUAUUCGGUUUACUAUAUUUUUGUUUGUUCAUAUGAGACUUUUGUAUUAUGAGCAGUAAUUAAUAUUUUGAGUUUUGAUAGGCACAACACCAUUUUCGAAAUUCAAAUUUGUCCUACUUUCAUGGAUUAAUUCUAUGUAGCAACGUUGGGUUGCAUUAAUUAGUGUAUGACAUUAUUCCCUCCUCUGUCCAUAAGUGCAUGCAUAAUUGCUUAUGAAAGCACCAACUAGGGGGCCAGUCCCACCGAACUGAUGACUACAUGUACGGUAUCUAUAAACUAUCUCUAUGAAUUAUUUACCUCAAUUUUUGAAUAUAUUGAGUACGGUAGUCACACCACCAACAAUAUUGGCAAGAUCAAUUUUCCCCCGAUCUAUUUACAAAAUCCAAAAAGGCUAGAUAUUUCAAGGUAAGGUACAGUGUAUGUAAAUCAAAAAUACAGUAGGUUUAUUUGAGAUACCAAUCUAUUUGGUCUUAGCAACUGUAAUACAGUGAAACCUGUCUAUAAAGACCACCCAAGAGAGACGAGAAAAGCGGUCUUUCUGGCAGGUGGUCUUUAUGAACAGGUUCCUUUCGUACAUGUUUUAAUGAGAAACCAUUUUCAAGGGAAACAAAAAGUUGCUGUGCUCCUCUGGAAGCAGUGCUAUUACAGUCACCUCAACACCUGGGACCUGUUUCACAAAGUCUUUUUUCAACGACAAAUGACAAAAAAUAGUGACAAAUCUGUUGGUAACCAGUCAGAAGACUGUCAUUUGUCACUGAUGACAAGUUUUGUGGAACAGGGCCCAGAUGUCUAACCUGAGUCUUGCAUGUUUCUACAUGUACAUGUUUGUUAGUUAACACCAUGAGACUGUUCAGACCGAGGGGAAUUGAAAUGAAAGUCGUUUAAGAGAAACGUCAUGUAAAGAAUGGUCUUAUAACAAAUGAGCGGGCAGACUACAAAGACCACAUCGUACAAAGUAACAUCAUAUUAAGACAUCACUUUGAAGAAGUCAAGUGACCCGACAGUUGACCAAUCAUCAGUGUGCGCUCACGAUAAGCCCCGCCCAGUUAUACGAUUUCAUCCAAUACCAUGAUCAGACCAGAGCGGAAACCCUGACCCUUUGUAGAGUUUUCAUUCAAAAUGAUGCUCCCACAUGCAUUUCAUUAUACUACGCUUCUGUAUACGAGGUCCAGAUUAGGAAAAUGUUUAUUACUUAUCAUGUAGCUGUACAGUGAAUUCUGGAAGUCUCGAUGCUUGGUACGUUAAAGGCGAUUGGAGUGGGCCUUAAGGCCAGAGCCAUCUAUACACAGAGUUUGGCCAACUUGGUUUCACCGGGUCACAACAUGGCGCAUAUUCUUUUGUUUUGUGCUUGCCCAACAAAGCAGUAGUCGCCAUAUUGUUGGCCAAACUCUGUGUAUAGAGGGCUCAGCUUAAGGCUGUGCGCAUAUGCCAUCGCUCAUGUAUGUAGUAAAAGGCAAUGUUUACAUGCAACAAUAAAGGCAACUCGCCCGUGGAGUGAGUAUGUCAUAAAUUUAAGCAAUACCUCGUAGAGGGCGUUUUUGUAAAAAUGUAUCUGCUUGCGAUUCAUGAUCAAUUUCUGCAGAAUAAUAGAAUCUCUCUUGUUUGUGAGACUAAUGAAUUAGCUUCCUAUUUUAAGAGAUGGGCAUUAUUCUAUCACUAAACUAUCAAUAUUGUAGUUUAGGAGUCUUCACGUUAUUCUAUGCCCUGUAUAGGCGCUUCCUUCAUCUCUAACCUCUGUGUAUAACAUGUACUAGUGCAAGGAACAAGCAUUAUUCUGUACUUUGUAAAGCAAUAUUCUCACUGAACAACUAACAUGUACAUCACAACUUUCUAAUUUCCACCACAGAGGGUGGUAAUCUCAUAUUUUUGUAUGAUUCUCAUGAGCAUUUCUUGUUUAAAUACUUUGGUUUGUGUUGACAAUUUUUGUGGUUAAUUUUUGGUUCCUGCAAUUUGAUAUGAAGCUUUCAACUUACUUAAGCCACAAAGAACAGUGUAGCCCAAUGUUUACUCAAUUCUUUAUAAUAAAUAUUUAUUUUUCAAGAUUUCAUAAAUAGAAACUUCUCUUUUGAUUUUUUUCAUCAUGUAUAUUUAUGCAAACUUGUAUGUGAAUUGAUACUCAUGAAAUCAUUAUGAGAAGUGACGUGCUUUAGGCUUUAGGUAUACCAAUACAUGAAUGGGGUUACAAACUUUUGUGUGGGUACAGGAUACAGUGUAUAUGCAGCUUGUGUGGAAUUGUAGAAUACUGGAAUUCCAUCACAACAAAUUCCCUUCUGUUCGAUAGGUCAUCUUCAACAAAUCAUAUUAAUCUCUUAUAAAUGAAAUGAAUGUUGCAAUGUCAGGCAAUUGAUUCAGCAAUGCUGCUACUAAGAGGUAUUGGAGAUGGUAUUAUUUGAUGUUUUUGACAUGAAGUCCACAUAUUAAGUUGUUUCCAAGAUACAGCUAAUACGACUUACUUUGAAUCAUCGGGUCAUUACGUUGGUUUGGGUGGUCACGUUAUCCAACCUUUUGUUUUAAAAAAAUGCCCCUUUAUUGACAAGAUGUGGGGGGGGGGGGGGGGUAAUGUGAAAAUAAUUAUAAUUAUAUAAUAAUAAUUUGUGAAAUAAACCCCUCUCAUCUACAUAUGGUCUGGUCCAAUUUACCAGACACUUUGUGAAAACCCCACGGCAAAUCUACAAAAGGUUGCUUUAUCUUCUGUUUCGUUUCACGAAAGGUCGUGUAACUCGACCACCCGUCCAGACGUGAUGACCCGAUAAUUCUAAGUUAAGCCACUAUUUUACUCUCACAUCUUAUAGCUUACAGAUAAUCGUUCUAAAUCAAUUGUAGCCUGUCUGAUAGUGUUCCUGUUAUGCACACUGUAUUAAUGUAUGUUCUUGCAUCUUUCUCUUCCGUUGUUCAACUUUUACUAUUACAAGUAAUGUGCUAUUUUUUUCUUCUACAAAGUUUCCCGUAUUUCGUUCAGAGUUCUGCUAGAAUUCUACACAUGAAUGAUACUUUGUACUUGAAGUAUAAUUAUAUCUGUAUCUUUAUAUAUUCUAUGAAGGUUGAACAAAAGUCAGUAAUCGGUAUCACGUUGCAAUGCUGUAUUAUGUGGCAGAGAGAUAACCCUUCAGUAGGCUAUGGUAACGUUAUCUGGUAACUGUUGGGAACGCAUGUAUAGAGGGAAGAAACAAAUCAUCUGUAUAGAUAAAUAUAUAUAUACAUAUUUAUGGCAUGAGCUUUUAUUACAGAUGCGAUGCAAAAGUGUCUGUAUUAAAGGAAUUCCUCUCAGUCAUGUAUUUCACAGCAGGAAGUGAUACAUUUAGAUGUUAUUAUGCUGUUCUGUGGUCCAAGAAUUUGAAAUUCUUUCUCUAGGUGCAUGUAUGUCUAUGUAUAUUGGAGACAGUUGAAACGAGUUGAUGAAACCUGUAGUUCGGCAUGGCUAGUAAUGAGGAAUCUACUUUGCUAUUCUCUCUUGUGUAUUUUAAAAAUGAAAUUAGGAUGAAAAGAGUGAGCAAAUUCAUUCUUUCUUAAUAUUGUUGUCAUGAAAUGAUGUUAUGAUCUUGAAAGCAUAUAUUUUUGUUGGUUUAUGAUUAAGAAGAUGAAUGGAUAUGUAAACAUAAAUUAUGUACCUAUAUCAUAUUAUUCUGACAUUGUACCAUUUUACUGAUGCAAAAAGUCUUGAAAAUGACUAUGUUGGAUGGAAUAAAAGCUAAAAAGAUAU